Molecule: messenger RNA, 808 nt
Organism: Aphanomyces invadans
Lineage: Eukaryota; Oomycota; Saprolegniomycetes; Saprolegniales; Verrucalvaceae
Exons: 1
Coding region: 290-730 (146 amino acids)
Source: RefSeq, a predicted model, not a curated record
UGGAUUUUGAUGAAUCAUUAUUCAGCGAAUCAGAUGUUUCUAACGAUUUUGACGAAAUAAAAUAAUCAAACGCAUGUCAAGGCUUGUACAGCGGCAGGCGCAUGAUGAACUCCUGUCGGCAAAUCGGACACGCCUUGCACUGGGCGCUGCAACCUGUGCAGAACAUGUGACCGCAAGGGACAAACGCGCAGUCGACGGCGGUCGUCGUGCAAAUGACGCAGUUCCAGCUGUCGAUCACGCGCUGUUUCUCUUCCAAUACCUUGUACACGCGUGAGACGGCCUCCCGGCAAUGAUCGCUGACAAGCAAACACUUGGCCUGAAGCACCGAACACUCUUUCCUCCACUCCUCCGCCAUGUCGUCUUCUGCGCGUUUCAAUCGAUCGUGUGCUAUGAGCAGCUCAUCCUUGAGCCGUCGAUUCUCCUGUCGCAAUUGUUCGACUUCAUCGUCACGUGCUGUGUUGGAGGUACAUGCCUUCAUCUCUCUGUCUUCAAUGACACGGUAAUGUGGCACAUAUUCGUCCAUAUCACCUGGGAGGCCUUGAUAAUGUACCAGGUAUUCGGUGGCCGUCACCUGCACAACGCGUGCCUUCCGGAGAGAGUGCCCGCGAUACACUUUGACGUAGUCGUUCACGCGGAAUCGGGGUGUGAGCCCGACGUCCUUCAACGACCUUCGCAGGCCACCGCUGCAGCUGUUCGUGCUCUCCGAUGUCAUCUUGGCUUCCAGGCGUAGCUUCUCCACUGCCUUGGCCAGAUCUCCAUGCUUCUGAAGCGACGUCUUGAGCAGCGGCUGCAUCAUCAUCGUGAUCCG